This is a messenger RNA of Daphnia pulex (common water flea), 1602 nucleotides long. RefSeq lists its product as uncharacterized. The transcript is spliced from 2 exons. Bases 266 to 1075 code for a protein of 269 amino acids. Lineage: Eukaryota; Metazoa; Arthropoda; Branchiopoda; Diplostraca; Daphniidae. The record is from RefSeq and is a predicted model, not a curated record.
AAAGUCCGACCGUAUAGAGCUCGAGUGUUCGUGAGCAGCUGAUGGCUAACGGGCAUUUUUAACCAACUCCUACGCGCUUCAACGAUCUUGCGUUAUUGAAGUCCCUGCAGGCGUGAAACACGAUAACAAGAGAGACUUUGGCGCGCGCAUCUUUUCUCAUCAUUCUUGGAACGACAUUAUUCCGAAGCGUACGCGUCGCAUUGUUAGUGUGGCACCACUCUACAAUUAGUGUUCCCAUUUUUUGACAGAAACCUCUCUCGUGUACAUGGAAAUCAAAGCAAUCAACAGAGAGCACUUCAACAUGGCGACUAGAUUGCGAACAGGGUUCUCUCCAAGACCUCGACGAGCAUAUUACACAAGGGCAGCAACAGAAAACUCGUUGGAAUUGCAAGUGGACGAUAACCGAUUGACCGCCAUUUCCACUGGAACCACAAGUUACUUGCCUCUGAUUGGUUUGCCGAAAAAGAAAGUUGACUUCAACCCAACUCAGUCCAUCAUCCAACCACUUUCCACCCACCACGAUGAAUUGUGGUUGAAUCUCAGCGCGGAAAUCACUCGGCGAAAGAGCACGUCGUCCGACACAGUGGAAGAAAUGAUUGCCCAGCCUAGCGUACCUUUUGAAGAGCCGGACUCAUCCCCCGAGCGCCCCGGCCGGAUGGUCCGCAUUCAGCGUCACUUCAAGAAGGCGUUGACGCGUCUCCGGAAGGUUUUCCAACAACCGGCUGACGUCACGGCGAAUAACGACAAUGAAUGUCCCGAUCCUUUGAGAGUUGGAGCUCCUGUCAGACAACGAAGUGUGGUGAGACGUGAUUCCAAUGUGACUAACGCCAAGAGACUGGCAGCCAAACGGAAACGUCCCGGCUUGAUGGACGAAAGCGAACUCGCCGAUCCGGAUGGCUUGCUGAUCCACCAGCAAUUUCAAUCGAACAAGUUGAGCGAAGGCGUAGGCGAAGCAGACACGAGCGAAAUCACCUCAGAGCUGCUGGAAAUCUUCGAGCACCUCACGGUAAGCGUCAGCAAAAGGCGCAGGCUCGACUCCAUCGAGCCCUACGUCAGCCAAAUUCGUUCGUGUUAAUUCGUCGUUUGAUCGAGUUAUUCACUUUGGGGGGAAGAGCGAAGAGCUUGGUAUUCCGGGAGACACGUUGUAUUUCAAAACUCUUUUUUAUCUUUUCUUUUCUCAUUUCAGUUUUGUUAUCUUUUGUUGAAUUAGUGUCGUCCUUUGCUACCUCAUUUCUGCUUUCAAUUCGCAUUCAUCUUUAAAUAUUAAGUAAUGUCAUUAGUUCUAUAGUCAAGCCAAAAUAAGCGGAUCACACAAAAGUUAAAUGGCAAAACUAAUCCCGUUUUCAUGAUUAUUAUACUGUAUACGUGUCUCUGUGCGAUAAGCGUUCAAAAUCGUGCUGCUCCCGAUAUUAAAAAUGUGCUCCCGAUCGCAUUUGAUGUCAUUCGAUCAAAUCCAAUAAUUCACUUUAAAUCUUAUGUCAUGUCUAUGCGUGUGUGUUAGUUUUGUUAUUAUUAGCGAUGAUGAUGUGAAGAUUUUUUCUCCGUUUUAUUAAACACGCUAUAAAGUUUCUAGAAACAAGGAAAAAUUUGAACAACCCAUCA